Molecule: messenger RNA, 3306 nt
Organism: Cuscuta europaea
Lineage: Eukaryota; Viridiplantae; Streptophyta; Magnoliopsida; Solanales; Convolvulaceae
Source: the annotation of a GenBank genome assembly
GUUCCUUCUUUAACCGGGCUUCUCGUUCGACACGCUCAGCCGCGACACUUCUCGCGCUCGCAAUCGCAGCCUCGAAAGUCGUAUCCCACAACCUUGGUUUGCAUCUGAACGGAUGCCGGUGGGGGGCUCCGGUGUGCUCUGCAGGGACCUUGGUUUGCAUCUGAACGCAAUCGCAGUCUCUUAAACCCUCCUAAAACCAUGGAAACCUAACUCCUAAACGAAUCCCAACCUGAGACCCACACAUUGUUCAACCAAAUGUUAACGUUCAUCUUCUCAUCAGCAACCCGAAAUUCAAUCCUUUCUAAACCCCUGAAAUUCCCAACUCCCGAAAAUCUCAUUUCCCAUUUUCACAGCAUAAGCCGGAUCUCCAACCCUGCAAUCCAGUUCAUUCUCGAAGAAGCUGAGGAAGACUUUCCGUCCUCCCGGGAGCCUAUUCAGUCACCUUCCUUUGGGAAUGGUGAGAUUCCAAGAUCUAGAGAUUCUGGUUCCGGAGUUCAGAUAUCUCACCCAUGGACGGAGUGGAUUGACUUAAUGAAAAAGUUAUUAAAGAAUGGAUAUUUCUCCGGCGACGGCAAUCCAUUUCCCAGAAACAACGAGUCGGGCAUCAAGGACUCAAACCAAAUACGCACUGCUUGUUUGAAUUUCGCUCGUGAUCAGUUUGAUCUUGUGAGGCACAUGUCCCGAAAAAAUAUUCAGGUGAUUUCAGAAGCUGGCUGUCCUAGCAUUGAUAGAAAAGUUGUCAACUCUGGGAAGCGUCUAAGGGCAUACCUUGGCAUUGACGAGGGAAAUGUUUGCAGCUCCUGCAUACUGCGUGGAAACUGCGAGAGGGCAUAUAUAAAGCUACGUGAGGAUGAAGGUAUCGGACGGACUGUGGAUGUCAUGCGUUUUCUGCUGACAUAUGGGCUUGAUCCAACAUGUGGUUCAGUAGAGACCAAGUCACACAUGAACAAAAGACUCGAGGAAUCCGUAAGAAAGUUACUUAAAGAAAUGGUGGAGUUGAGUAUAAAUGAAGGUGAUGGUUAUGAAAGCCAGGAUGCCUCAAGUGUUGUCAGGUCAUCUACACAAGGCAUUGCUGAAAAUCAUAAAGACAGCACGGUGAAAGCUCCAAUGAAGCCAGGCGAUUGGUUAUGCACAAACUGCAACUUCCUAAACUUUGCUAGAAAUAUCAAGUGCUUAAGAUGCAAUGGUUUAUCCCAAGAAAGACUCCAUAAUUUACGGAGUGAGCAGGACAAUCUUCCAUUGAAAAAGGGAGACUGGAUAUGUGACAAGUGUAAUUUCUUGAACUUUGCAAAGAAUACAAGGUGCUUACAGUGUAAAGAAAACCCGCCAAAGCGAACACUUCAUCCUGGGGAAUGGGAAUGUGAAUCGUGGCAUUCCUCAUGGAGGUCUGCACAGACUCACCGGAGAGCAGAUCCUUGUGGGAGAAUGACGGCAGCGUACUCACAGAGGGGCAGCGGUGGUGACGGUGAUGGCAGACUUGAUGGAGGGUGGCAAAAGGCGCCAUUGGUUUUGGCGUCGACUCUUGGCAGAGGCGGUUAUGGUAGACUUGUCAAAUUAGCUUUUUUUAGUCCUGUUUUUGGCCAAUAAAACAUAGUAGUCCUAUUUUUGCAAUUCUACCUUCUUUUAGUCCUAUUUAGGGAAUUCUUUAUUUACUUUGCUAAUAAAAUAUAUUUAUAAACUACACCUGUCCCUAAAUUUCUGUUCACUUGGACCAGGUAAACAAGUGAAACUAUUGUUCAUUAUUCAACAUAUUCAGCUGAUUCAGUCAUAAUUUUAGCAAUUUCAGUAGGGAGAUUUCAACAAGUAGGAGCAAAACGUACGGAUUUUCCAAAACUAAGACCGAAGAUUAGCAUCUGAGAUUUGCUGUGGUGGAAUCAAAGGUGAUGGCGCCGGAAGCGGCAUGGGUGGCGCCGAACGAAGUUACAGUGUCACAAGAUCCGGCGGUGGUGGAGGCCUUGGCGGCGAAGCUGUUUGAUGGCACCAACACGGCACAGGGUUGGUGGAGACCCGACAAGGUGGCGACAAUGUUUGGCGGCACAGGCACGGCGGCGACGAGGUCUGAAAAAUUGACAGAAAAUUCGCAGCAGGAACAAGCAAAGCUUGGAGGUGAGUUUCGGAACAGAGACAUUGGCGAUUCGUUAGCGGAAGAAAUAAAAGGGAUAGAAACACAGGGGUAUUUUAGGCAACUUGAUUUCAAGUUUCCUAAAUUAGGAGUGAUUUAGGUUUACGGAAGUAAUAAAUGUCAUUUGGUCUUAUUUUGGUCAAAAGUUUAUGAAAGUGUCUUAUUAUGGACAAUUUUCUCAUUUCAGUAGACUUGGCCUAUUUGUCUUACCAAACAGACUAUUUGCUUCUUUUUCGAGAACAGACUUUUUGCUUUGAGACAUCAUAUCUAAUACUGAAUUGCAAAUCUUCUAUCUUUAUACACCCCUGUAUUGCAAAUCUUCCAUCUUUAUACACCCUUACUUUGUGUCAUUAAAUGAUAUUUUAGGUGCAAUUACAUCAAUUUCAAGAGAAACAUGGUCUGCUUGAAAUGCGACCACAGAAGACCUAGAACGUUGAAUUCUAUAGGCUUUUCCUCUUUGCAUGCAUGUCCCAACACAAGCAAUCGUCUUAGCAGUAGUCCCUAUCUUGACACACAGAAACAAUUCAGAGAUGGAGUUAAUGAGCCCAAUGCUGUCAAGAGUCACAGGGAUGAGUUGGUCUCAAGGAAUCAAGAGGCCGGAUGUGCAGACUUCCCCAUUUUAGGAGGCAAAAGUGAUAUUUCUAGGGAUGAACAAAAACGGGAGAAAUGGAAAAGGGAGACGAUGGAGAGGAGCACAACUGCAGUGAAGUCGAAAGAAAAAGACUUUGAAUUUAAGUCUUGCUUUGUUGAAACCAGCAAGCAUUCCCAGUUUCCCAAUCAUGAUGAUGACCAAAUGGCUGACUGGUUUGGUCAUAUGACUAUUCAAAAUGACAGAAGAUUUUCUCCUUGACUGGGAUCUUUACACAAUGGCCUGCUUUUUAAGCUUCGAACAAUGAAGUGCAGCUGUGCAGCUAUGUGGAGUAAAAGUAGAAGCGGUUCUACACUGCUUGUAUAAAUGUACAGCAUAGUUGAUGCACCUCGUGUUUUGUUUGUUGAAAUAAAUGCUAAAAAGUUCUCAAAGAUUUGAUGUACACGGUGCAUGAUGUUUGAUUUUCGGCUUGGGGUUAUUUAUACUCCAUUUUUACUGCUUUACAUUUCUCUCGCAUUCAAUCCACCAAUUGUAAAAUAAAUUGAAGCUUUUUCUUAAAACAUUAUUUAUAUAGAGCUUAUAGAUAAAAAUGUCU